AUGAAUCGCGAGUCAGAGAACGAAUUCAUUGACCAACCCCAAGGAGCAAGAACACCCAGAGCUCCCGUUGGUGUUUCAGUAAAUACUGCGCGUUUUCCAAUCCGUUCAAACGUUAUCCAGAGCUAUCACAAGUUAUUUCAUGAGAACGAAACCAUGGGUUACACGGCCAUUAAAAUUGCACUCAUUCCAUGGUCAGUGGAUUGUGUGCUGAACGCUGACGAUAAUCCGGCAGACCCGGUGGAGAAGAACGAGGUAGUUGAAGAGCAUGAGGAGUCCGCACCCGCUGAGUUUCGGUACCGAUUGGCAGCUCCGUGGGAUUUCAAUCCACCUAAAACACUCAAGUUGGUUGUUGAAGACUCCUCGGCAACAUCAGUUGUCGGUGUGGUCGACUCCACCACCAAAGGAGUAGACAGGUUUUCGCUGAACCCCAUAUCCUUGUCUGGGAAACAAUCCAUUCGGCUUGGACGCGUCAUUGUGGAGCUCGUGGUAGUCACUAGUUGA
This is a messenger RNA of Opisthorchis viverrini, 501 nucleotides long. RefSeq lists its product as hypothetical. The record is from RefSeq and is a predicted model, not a curated record. The transcript is spliced from 2 exons. NCBI's taxonomy places the organism in Eukaryota, Metazoa, Platyhelminthes, Trematoda, Opisthorchiida, Opisthorchiidae. The coding region runs from base 1 to 501 and encodes 166 amino acids.